AUGGCCCACUGCCAGGACCGAGGCAGCAAUUCGCGGCGUGGAAGUUUGGCCCACGGCACCUUUGAGGACGAGGAGCUGUCAUUAUCCUUGACUGCCAUCGACCCUAGGAACACGGCCACGACGACGACCAAGACGACCUCGACCCAGCAUCGACGCGAUGACAGCAACGGCCGACCUCGACCCAAGCAUAGCCACAGCCACAGUCGCCGCCAUUCGCAACACGCAGAGCACCAACAUCAGCAUCAGCAUCAGAACCAGAGCCAGAACCUGAAUCAGAAUCAGAAUCUGAAUCUGAAUCUGAAUCUGAAUCAGAACCAACAAUCCUCUCCAUCCGCCAUGCCGCCCACCGUUCACCGCAGCGGCGGCGGCCCCGGUGCCACGCCUGCGGAUGGGAGCACCAGCAGCAAGAUCCGAGUCGAUCAGCGCAUCAGCGCCUACGAGAUAAGCAAAACUCUCGGGGAGGGUUCGUUCGGCAAGGUCAAGUUGGCCGUACACAAGGGCACAAAGCAAAUGGUCGCGCUCAAGAUCAUCUCGCGCAAACGCCUCGCUAGCACCGACAUGGCCGGUCGCGUCGAGAGAGAAAUUGAGUACCUGCAGCUUCUCCGUCAUCCCCACAUUAUCAAACUUUACACCGUUAUCAAGACCGACAACGAGAUCAUAAUGGUCCUCGAAUAUGCCGGCGGAGAGCUCUUCGACCAUAUAGUCACCAAUGGCCGUCUGAGUGAGAACGAAGCCCGGCGCUUUUUCCAGCAGAUGCUGUGCGCUGUCGAGUACUGUCACAGGCACAAGAUUGUCCACCGUGAUCUGAAGCCCGAAAACCUGCUACUGGAUGAUAAUCUCAACGUCAAGAUUGCCGAUUUUGGUCUUAGCAACAUCAUGACGGAUGGAAACUUUCUCAAGACGAGUUGCGGAAGCCCAAACUAUGCAGCCCCUGAAGUUAUUAGCGGAAAGCUCUACGCGGGAUCUGAGGUGGACGUCUGGAGCUGUGGUGUCAUCCUGUAUGUCCUGCUGGUUGGCAGGCUACCGUUCGACGACGACCAUAUUCCCACGCUCUUCUCCAAGAUUGCUAGGGGAACAUAUGUCGUGCCCCAUUGGAUGAGUCCAGGCGCCGCCGCCUUGAUCAAGAAGAUGCUCGUGGUAAAUCCCGUCAACCGUGCCACCAUCACCGAGAUACGGCAGGACCCCUGGUUCACAACCGACCUGCCAGAGUAUCUGCAGCCUCCCAUAGAGCCAUUCUUCAACACGGGCAUAGAUCCAGAGAAGGCGAUUCGGCCCAGUGACAUCGCCCCAAACGCUCCUCCAAAGGUUCAGGAGAAGCUUCACGCCGAAGUCACUGACAAAAUCUCCAAGACCAUGGGUUACGGCAAGCAGGACGUUCUCGAUGCUCUGGAAGCCGAAGAGCCUUCCGCCAUCAAGGAUGCCUAUAUGAUUGUGCGCGAGAACAAGAUGAUGCAGAGUAACCCAGCCCUUGGGGGAGACAACCCAUUCUUUGCGACUUCACCUCUGGGUGAUGAAAAUGGAUCCGCUGGCGUCAUGGAAUCCAUGGAUUCUGCCAUGGCGGGUCCUGGUCACGACCCUAACGCAAGCCCCAUGACCAGCAUGUCUGUCAGAUCGGCCGCGUCCAGCACUCUCAGCGCUGCCUUGGCAUAUCAACGACCAUACACCAGCAAGAUUGGUAUUCUCCCCAGCAGCUUACCAGCGUAUCACAACGCGUACAUGGAGAGCGAGAAGUCGGGCACGGCCCAGGACGCGCUACCUGAUUUGAUGGCGCUGAAUGAGCCGCCGGCACCAGCCAGGACUCCGGCCGAACAGGAGGAGACUGCAAGGAGACUGCGGCCGCACGCGCGUAGCAGCCAGGGCGCUGCUGAUUCCAAACCCCAAAGUCUGACCCCCUCAAACGCCCCCAAGAAAACCAAACCCACCCGAUGGCAAUUCGGUAUCCGCUCACGAAACGCACCAUUCGAGGCUUUGUUGUGUAUCUACAAGGCUCUGAAGAAGCUUGACUGCUCGUGGAAGAUUGAUCGAGACUAUCACAAGGUGCAUGGCGAUGAGAACGACAAACAUCGCUCAAGAGGCGACGCAGGGACACCUUAUAUAUUGCCGGCAGAUCCAUGGCACAUAGAAGCACGCUGGGAGACGGGCCCUCUUCGAACCCACUCGGUGAUGACGGAUCCAAAGAACUCAGCGGCAUUUCCAGGCGGCAAAAUGAGGGUCCAGAAAAAGCAUAGCAACAACAGUUCGGAAGACGAUGACGAGGAAGCAAACGCCACUUACGAGGUGAUAGCCAUGCGACUUUCCAUCCAGAUUUACGAAAUGGAGAGUGGCGUGUACCUGGUGGACUUCAAGUGCGCAGGCUAUGAAAUGCCUGAUGGUAGGCUGAUGGAGGAAAAGGACGUGACCAGUCCAUUCCCUUUCUUGGACCUGGCGGCCCGGCUCAUUAUCCAGCUUGCCGAUGCAGACUAG
Pyricularia pennisetigena is the source of this 2463-nucleotide messenger RNA. RefSeq lists its product as uncharacterized. Gene Ontology annotation, biological process: protein phosphorylation; intracellular signal transduction. The record is from RefSeq and is a predicted model, not a curated record. Bases 1 to 2463 code for a protein of 820 amino acids. The transcript is spliced from 4 exons. NCBI's taxonomy places the organism in Eukaryota, Fungi, Ascomycota, Sordariomycetes, Magnaporthales, Pyriculariaceae. Gene Ontology annotation, molecular function: ATP binding; protein serine/threonine kinase activity. Gene Ontology annotation, cellular component: cytoplasm.